Mercurialis annua (annual mercury) is the source of this 2087-nucleotide messenger RNA. Its product is annotated as protein FLX-like 2. The record is from RefSeq and is a predicted model, not a curated record. The coding region runs from base 264 to 1643 and encodes 459 amino acids. Lineage: Eukaryota; Viridiplantae; Streptophyta; Magnoliopsida; Malpighiales; Euphorbiaceae. The transcript has 4 exons.
AUUAAGACAUCAUCUAUUCUCUUUCCCUAACCUAUUCCAGUUUUCCUAACCCUAAACACAGCAGCGCCGCUCGUUCUUCUUCCUCCUCUUCAUCUGAUUUUUUGUCUGUUCAUUUCUUGAUUGCUAUCAAACGUAAAAAAAAAUAUUAGCUACCAGAAACGGAAAAUUUCCCAGUUUGAUGCCUUGUUUUGAUCAAGCAAUGCACUGAUAUCUUAUUCUUCAAUAUUUUUUAGUGGAAGGUGAAAAUAUUAGCUAGAAAUUAAAUGGGUCGAGUUCCGCCUCCUCCUCAACAUCUAAGACGUCCUCUUCCCGGGGGUGGCAUGGUGCAUCCCGAUCCAUUUGGCUCAGGACUACGUGGCCCUCCUCCCGGCCCCUUUCCGGCAUUUGACAUGUUGCCACCGCCGGAAAUUUUGGAGCAGAAACUUGCUGGCCAGCAUGUGGAGAUUCAAAGGCUUGUAACAGAAAAUCAAAGGCUCGCUGCUACACAUGUGUCACUCAGACAGGAGCUUGCUGCUGCGCAACACGAAUUGCAGAUGUUGCAUAAUGAUAUAGGAGUUUUUAAGGGUGAAAGAGAACAACAAAUGAGGGGGCUAAUGGAUAACAUUGCCAAGAUGGAGGCUGAGUUAAAAGCAGCGGAGUCUAUUAAAUCGGAGUUGCAGCAAGCGCGGGCAGAAGCUGAGAAGUUGGUUGGAGCGAGACAGGAACUUAUGUCUAAUGUGCAUAAAUUGACACAGGAUCUUCAUAGGGCUCACACGGAUGCACAGCAAAUUCCUGUUUUGAUUUCAGAACAUGAAAGCCUCAGAUAUGAGUAUCAGCGACUCAGUGUUGCAUUUGACUACGAGAAGAAGUUAUUGAGUGACCACCGUGAGUCACUACAGGCCAUGGAGAAUAGUUAUGUUACAAUGGCCAGGGAAGUGGAAAAGCUUCGUUUGGAACUUGCUAAUAGAGCUAAUGCUGAUAUAAGGACAGCUGCUGGUGUGCCUUAUGGUGGUGCAACUGGGAGUAAUGAGAAUGAGACUUCUGGUCGUACUAUGGGACAAACUAAGUAUGAAGAUGGAUAUGGUGUUCCACAAGUCCAGCAGGGACAAACUGCUAUUCCUGGCAACUCUGGUUCUGCCGCUGUCAGUGCUACUGCAUCUGCUAAUGUCGGUACUGGUGCCGGUACUCCUACUUACACUGGAGCUCAGUCUGGCUCUGUACCUGUGAAAUCUACCUAUGACCCACAACAGAGGGGCCCUAAUUACGAUGUAACAAAAGUCCCCGGCUAUGAUCCAUCCAGAGGCUCUGGUUAUGAUGCACAGCAAAGAGUUUUCGCUUAUGAUGCUCAGAGUAUGCAGAGAGGACCCGGAUAUGAUACGCAGAGAGGAACUGGCUAUGAUACGCAACAAAGAGUUUUCGCUUAUGAUGCCCAGAGAAUACCCGGUUAUGCACCCAGAGUACCAGGUUAUGAUAUGCAACAAGUACCUCAUUAUGAUCUAUCCAGGGUUCCUGGCUAUGAUCCAGCAGCAAGAGGUGCUGCUGUGCCGCCUCAUGGACAAGUAGCACCUGGAAAUAAUGUGGCUUAUGGGUCUGCAACACCACCAACUCGAGCUGUAAGUGGGUAUGAAGCACCAGCUCGAGGCGAAAACCCUGUUCGGAGAUGAGUACUUGGAUAAUGCACUUGUAUCAAAUUCUACGGCUUUAUACAGGUCGAGCACGGUCAUCUAAUAUGUUGCCAAUUUAUACAAUCUGUAUUCGGCCAUUUGCAGCUGCACAGUUUUGUUCCGAUCUUACAUUGAGCACAUCACGUCGAGGAGGGAUUCCAUUUGCUCAUUGAUUCUAGACGGAUUCCAUUUGCUCAUUGAUUCUAGACUUGUGUUCACGUGCUAUUAAGUUUCUCGGCUGGGGUGAUAUUUGCUGCUUGAAUCUCAUGCUUCUGUGUAUUUAAUUUGAGACUUUGACACAAGAGGCAUCUAAGUUGCCUGUAGCUGAAUUAGAGUUAUAUUUAACAGAAAUUUACACGUACAGAAUGUGAAAAUUAUAAAUUUGUAUUUUUUGAGGACCUACUAAGUGAUUUAAGUUGAAACUGCACAUAUUUUUAUUAACAA